Alligator sinensis (Chinese alligator) is the source of this 3104-nucleotide messenger RNA. It is a transcript of the gene LIG3, whose product is annotated as DNA ligase 3. Gene Ontology annotation, molecular function: DNA ligase (ATP) activity; zinc ion binding; DNA binding. Gene Ontology annotation, cellular component: DNA ligase III-XRCC1 complex. NCBI's taxonomy places the organism in Eukaryota, Metazoa, Chordata, Crocodylia, Alligatoridae. Gene Ontology annotation, biological process: double-strand break repair via alternative nonhomologous end joining; mitochondrial DNA repair; lagging strand elongation. The record is from RefSeq and is a predicted model, not a curated record.
GCGCGCUUGGCUGUGCUCGGCGCCCGAGGCCAUGGCGGAACAGCGGUACUGCGUGGACUACGCCAAGCGCGGCACGGCCGGCUGCAAGAAGUGCAAGGAGAAGAUCCUGAAGGGCAUGGUCCGCAUUGGGAAGGUUGUGCCCAACCCCUUCACCGAGUCGGGCGGCGACAUGAAGGAGUGGUACCACGUGAAGUGCAUAUUCGAGAAGCUGGAGCGGGCUCGUGCCACCACCAAGAAGAUCGAGGACAUCACAGACCUCGAGGGGUGGGAGGAGCUGCAAGACGCCGAGAAAGACCUCAUCAACCAGCUUAUCUCGGAGGCCACAUCCAAGUCUGCAAGCACACCUAAGAAGAAGGCAACAGUCCAGGCUAAGCUGUCCCCCAGUGGGCAGAUAACCUCCCCCAAGAAAGAUCCAGGAGCUGUUCCUAAUCCAUCUCCAAAGAAAUUCUCUGGUUUCACAGCUAAACCAGGCAGUUCUGAGGACACCCCUGCAAAUUCUUCCCACAAGUCUACUCUGUCUUCAAAGAAGUGUGACCCAAAGCACAAGGAUUGUUUGUUGCGGGAAUUCAGAAAAUUGUGCGCCAUGGUUGCUGACAAACCCAGCUAUAACGUGAAAACACAGAUCAUCCAGGACUUUCUGCAGAAAGGGACUGGGGGAGAUGGCUUUCAUGGUGACUUGUACCUGACUAUUAAGCUGCUGUUGCCGGGUGUCAUUAAAAUUGUGUACAACUUGAAUGACAAGCAGAUUGUAAAGCUGUUCAGCAGAAUUUUCAACUGCAGCCAGGAUGAAAUGGUCCGGGACCUGGAGCAGGGAGAUGUUUCAGAAACAGUCCGCAUCUUUUUUGAGGAGAGCAGGUCCUGUCCUCCAGCUGCCAAAAGUCUCCUCACAAUCCAGGAAGUGGACGAGUUCCUAAUCGGACUGUCAAAGCUUACAAAGGAGGAUGACCAGCAAACUCUGCUUCAGGGUAUCACUCGCAGGUGCACGGGCAAUGACCUGAAAUGCAUCAUCAGGCUUAUAAAGCACGAUUUGAAAAUGAAUGCUGGUGCAAAGCAUGUGUUAGAUGCUUUGGAUCCAAAUGCCUAUGAGGCAUUCAAAGCAUCACGCAAUCUUCAGGAUGUUGUGGAGCGUGUGCUAAGAAACCAGCAGGAGGCAGAGAAGCAGCCGGGUCUGAAGCGAACCCUCAGUGUGCAGGCCUCUCUGAUGACCCCUGUUCAGCCUAUGCUGGCUGAAGCCUGCAAGUCAAUAGAAUAUGCCAUGAAGAAGUGUCCGAAUGGGAUGUACGCAGAGAUCAAGUAUGAUGGGGAGCGAGUGCAGGUCCACAAGAAUGGAGAUCAUUUCAGCUACUUCAGCCGAAGCCUCAAGCCAGUCCUUCCUCACAAAGUGGCCCAUUUUAAGGACUUCAUCCCCAGAGCUUUUCCUGGUGGACACAGUAUGAUCUUGGAUUCAGAAGUUCUUCUCAUUGACAACAAAACAGGCAAACCACUCCCUUUUGGGACCCUUGGAGUCCACAAGAAAGCUGCUUUCCAAGAUGCCAAUGUCUGCUUGUUUGUAUUUGAUUGUAUCUACUUCAAUGAUGUCAGCCUGAUGGACAGGCCUUUGUGUGAGCGUCGUAAGUUUCUCCAUGAUAACAUGGUUGAAAUCCAGCCGGAUCCUCUUCUCCGAGAUGAAGCAUGUCACAAAAGCUUCAGAUCUGGCAGAUAUGAUAAUAGAGUCAUCCGUGAGGGACUGGAAGGACUGGUGCUGAAGGAUAUAAAGAGCACGUAUGAGCCAGGAAAACGUCACUGGCUGAAAGUGAAAAAGGACUAUCUAAAUGAAGGUGCCAUGGCUGAUACAGCAGACCUGGUGGUUCUGGGAGCUUUCUACGGACAAGGCAGUAAAGGUGGAAUGAUGUCAAUUUUCCUAAUGGGCUGCUAUGAUCCCAAGACUGAAAAAUGGUGUACGGUGACAAAGUGCUCUGGUGGGCAUGAUGAUGCCACCUUAGCUCGCCUGCAGAAUGAGCUGGACAUGGUGAAGAUCAGCAAGGAUCCCAAUAAAAUUCCAAGCUGGCUAAAAAUAAAUAAGCUCUACUAUCCAGAUUUCAUUGUUCCAGACCCAAAGAAGGCCCCAGUGUGGGAGAUAACAGGUGCGGAGUUCUCUAAAGCAGAAGCCCACACGGCAGAUGGGAUUUCCAUUCGUUUCCCUCGUUGUACCCGGAUCCGAGAUGACAAAGACUGGAAGACAGCUACCAAUCUCCCUCAACUCAAGGAGCUGUACCAGCUCUCCAAAGAGAAGUCUGAUUUCAGUGUUGUUGCUGGAGAGGAGGAGGUAUCUCCAGCUGGUAGCAGUGGAGAGAAUGAUGGAAAUUCAGGGUCUUCCACACCACACAAUACUCCUAAAACUCCCCCAAGGAAGUCGCCUGCAAAAACCAAGAAGUCUGAAGGUAACAAUUUAGUCUAUGUGACCCCCGAAAAGAAAGUGGAGGAUAAACGAGGGGAGAAGCGGAAAGCAGCCGAGCUGGAUGACAAUGGGAAGAAGAUAUUGCUGGACAUAUUUACAGGGGUGAGGCUGUACCUACCACCCUCCGUGGAGAACUUCAGCAAAAUCCGGCGGUACUUUGUGGCAUAUGAUGGGGACCUUGUACAAGAGUUUGAUACGGCUUCUGCAACACAUGUGAUAGGGGACCUUGAGGAGAACCCUGGAGCUAAGCGUGUGUCACCCAGUUGGAUCUGGGAGUGUAUCCGCAAGCGGAGACUGGUAGCCCCCUGCUAAAAAUGCAAGGCAGCUGACUUGGUUGGCUUUGCUGUGCUUAAGUAGGGAAUGCCCUCAGGAAACAACAGAGACUAGGUAGGUGGAAUAAAUGCAGAUUCCUUGUUCUUUCUACCAACCACCCUGUAUAACACCCAGAGUUCCUCAAAGCUGGGCUCUCAGGAUCUGUAGCAGUGACACUGAUUUUUAUCGGUGCCAGCUGGAAUGCACUCCCUACAGGGUGGCACCAUUAAAAUCUGUUUGUCUCCUGCCCAUCAUUUCUCCCAGUCCAUUUUAUCUAGGUGCUGGUUUCAUCUCCUGGUUUGUUUGUUUUUUUUAAAGUUUGGGUAUUUUUAUAAAUAAAACAUAAAUAAAACUC